This is a messenger RNA of Trichomycterus rosablanca, 4179 nucleotides long. It is a transcript of the gene clpxb, whose product is annotated as caseinolytic mitochondrial matrix peptidase chaperone subunit Xb. The transcript is spliced from 15 exons. The coding region runs from base 253 to 2133 and encodes 626 amino acids. Gene Ontology annotation, cellular component: mitochondrial matrix. Lineage: Eukaryota; Metazoa; Chordata; Actinopteri; Siluriformes; Trichomycteridae. Gene Ontology annotation, molecular function: protein dimerization activity; ATP binding; ATP hydrolysis activity. The record is from RefSeq and is a predicted model, not a curated record.
UAAACAUGUUAUUACACGACGCAGUUCGGUGUACUGUGUAGUGCUAUAGGGAGCAGAAGUGCAGUAAACACACACACACUGCUUCUCAACAUGGUCACAUUUACAUAAAGUUAUUAUAACUUGAUUAUACUCUGGGAAUACUAUUCAUUACAGCUAGCUUAGCUACUGCUACCGAGAACUGUCAUUCUCAGUAAGCUUUUUAUUGUAAUAUUUUGUCGGAUAUUUUCUUCCUUCGUACCGUUACGCUUAAAAAUGUCGUGUACAUGUAGAUCUGCCGCUAGACUGCUUCUCAGCUCUGUACACAAAGGGUUUUCAUGUUCACAUAUUCAGUUGUACACUCUCAGCAGAGGAGCGAGUCAUGAAGCCCAUCUGCUUCCAGCAGUGCAGGUCAGAUCAUUCUCAGAAAGUGCACUGUGUUUUGCCUCCAAGGAGAACACACCAAAAGAUGGCUCCAGUGAUGGAGGAAAGAAGAAUGUAACAGAGAUGGUUGGAAAGAAGUCAGUGGGUUCAGGAGGGACAGGUAAAGGAGGAAGCCAGCUCCGCUGCCCCCGAUGUGGAGACCUCUGCACACAUGUAGAAACAUUUGUGUCUUUUACAAGAUUUGUGAAAUGUGAAAAAUGUCAUCACUUUUUUGUGGUGCUUUCGGAAUCUGACUCUAAGAAGAGUCUAAACAAGGAAGCAGAAUCUGCUGCUGAAGCUGUUCAACUGGCAUUUGCUCAGAAACCUCCCCCACCCCCUAAAAAGAUCUUUGCCUACCUUGAUAAGUAUGUUGUUGGCCAGUCAUAUGCCAAGAAGGUGCUCUCAGUUGCUGUGUACAACCACUACAAAAGGAUCUACAACAACCUCCCUGUGGCAGGCAAGCAGCAAACAGAGGCAGAGAAGCAAAGCUCCCUCUUUCCUCGGGAGCAGGAGACCAGAAGACGGGAAGAUGAAUACAAAUAUACCAAGCUGCUGCAGAUUACUGGCAUCAGUCAAUAUGACAACGCUCUUGGUGCCUCUGUCCAGCAACAUGGCACCCAUCAACCAGCACAGGAGAAAAGGGGUGGCGACUUGCUGGACUCUACACACAACAACAUCAAGCUGGAGAAAAGUAACAUUGUGCUACUUGGCCCUACAGGCUCAGGUAAAACCCUUUUGGCACAGACUUUGGCAAGGUGUCUGGAUGUCCCCUUUGCUAUCUGUGACUGUACCACACUGACCCAGGCAGGCUACGUUGGUGAGGAUAUUGAGUCUGUUAUUGCCAAGCUGCUACAAGAUGCUAACUACUCAGUGGAGAAGGCACAGCAAGGAAUAGUGUUUCUGGAUGAGGUGGAUAAGAUUGGCAGUGUACCAGGAAUUCAUCAGCUCAGAGAUGUUGGAGGAGAAGGAGUCCAGCAGGGGUUGUUGAAGCUCCUGGAAGGAACAAUUGUAAACGUUCCAGAAAAGAACAGCAGAAAGCUGCGAGGUGAAACUGUGCAGGUGGACACAACCAACAUCCUGUUUGUGGCAUCAGGAGCCUUUAAUGGGCUGGACCGCAUCAUUAGUCGCAGGAAAAAUGAGAAGUAUCUUGGAUUUGGCUCCCCCACUUCCUCAUCGAAGGGGCGUCGCGCAGCAGCAGCGGCCGAUCUGGCCAAUACCACGGGCAGUGAGCAGGAUGCUCUGGCUGAAAUUGAGGAGAAGGAUCGACUCUUGAGGCUGGUGGAGGCACGGGACCUCAUUGAUUUUGGAAUGAUUCCGGAGUUUGUAGGUCGUCUGCCCAUAGUGGUACCUUUGCACAGCCUGGAUGAACAGGCACUGGUGCGCAUUCUCACUGAGCCUCGCAAUGCUGUGGUGCCUCAGUAUCAGGCCCUCUUCAGCAUGGACAAGUGUGAGCUGAACGUGACUCCGGAUGCACUCAGUGCCAUUGCCAGACUGGCUCUUGAAAGGAAGACUGGAGCCAGGGGUCUCAGAUCCAUCAUGGAAAAUCUGCUGUUGGAGCCCAUGUUUGAAGUGCCAAACUCUGAUAUAGUGGCUGUAGAGCUUAAUAAGAAUGUGAUUCAAGGCAAAUGUGAGCCACACUAUAUACGGGCUCCAGCCAAGUCAGCCGCAGAAGAGGAGUACGACUCUGGCAUGGAGGAAGAGAACUGGCCAAGACAGGCUGAUGUGCAGCUGUGAAUCAUUUCAUGAGCCACAUCAUUCUCAGCUUUGCACGAGCACUAAUUAGCUGCACAGGCCCGAUCGAGGGGCCCACAGUUCGACCUAAAACAAAGAUGAGGAACUCACAAAACUCAGCUAAACUAAGAAGUCAGGUAGACCUUCUCAUUACCUUCUGGUCCCACUUUUUCUAUAACCUGAAUAAACAGAUGUAAAGAAAAAGACUUCACACAGUAAUCCAGUGGGCCUUAAGAGUUCUUAACAAUUUUUAAAGAUAAUAUUUUAUAUAUAAAGACAAGUAUAUAUUGUUCCUGAGAUUUUUCUGGGUGGUGUUUGAGGAUUGCUUGGAUCGAGAUUGUAUAAUAGAACUUAAUUAUUUUAAUUAGGUUUUUUUUUAAUGUUGGUGCAUACAGCUUUAAUACCUCUUUAGUGUUUUAGCUUGGAUAACAGUUUAGGAGUGGACAUACCACUAGUCCUGCCUGAGACAAGCAGAUCAUGUUUAUGGACUAUAAGUUUUUGUCACUGGUCAUGACAAACAAAUGUCUUAGCAUAUGUCAAGUAACCUAACUUGCUGGACUAGUUGAUGUGUAGUUCCUUUUCCGUUCUGGUCAUCUUGUAAACUUGCUCAGUGGUCAUCAUCUUCUUCCAUAAGAACUUCAGCAGUUUUCUGAUGCACUUGUUCUUAAAGAGUGCAUUUUUCUUAUAACUUGACCAGGCUUCACUUCCAUAUGUGGCUGCUGGCCAGACCAAGGUUUUUGGCAAUCCUAGCUGCUGAUGGUGCUAAUUGACAUGUUUGUCCAUACUCUUGUCAAUUUAACCAUUAUCUCAAUGUCCAUAUUCAUUUCUAACUUCACCUGCACAUUUUGCAGUAUUUGAUUUUCUUCUCCCCAAAUAUAAGGAGUCCACUUGUUUCAAUCUUCUACCUUCCACCAUAAUGCCAAGUAUUGCUUCAAUUUGUGAAAACCUUUAAAGACAAAUGUAUUUGUAAAGAGUUUUUUAACAAUAGACAUAGUCUCAAAGGUAAGACUGAUCAACCAAAACCCGCUGCACGUUCUAAACGUCUUUAAGGAAUAAUCAGCAUUCAACACUCAUUGAAGAAUUAAUGUGCAUUCUAAUCAUUUCUGGAAUGCAUCUACUUGAAAAUGCAUUACAUAAAGCCAUCUGCUUUUUGGAAUAAAUUUGUAUUCUGAAGCUGUCUAGAAUCGAUGUGCAUCUAAAAGCCAUUUUUGUAUUAAUAAGUGCCCUAAGUCUAGUCUCAGUUUAAAACUUAUUUCAAAGUCAAUUCUCAUUCUGAACACAUUCUAAAUAAAAAAAACCGAAUUUAAAACACCUAAAGGAAUCCAUUUGCAUAUAAAUGUGUUAACUGUCCACCUCAACCAAAGUUAUUUGAAGGAAACUGGGCUGUUUUAUUUUGAGCGUGUAUUAAUAAUCAUGCGCCGAGGCAUUUGUUGAGAGUUAAGUACAUUCAGUACUUGUCCACCACCUCUUACUGUGACAUUUUACUACCUCUGUUUAAAUCAUGCUAUCUAAAUGUGAAGCUGCUCUAGUGUUUAUUAUAUUUAGUGUGUAUCAUAUUUACACUACCUAGAAUGUAGGACUCUUAUAAAAACAACACUGAUUUAAAAAGCAGUGCACAAUCCAGUAAUGUAACGAAAACAGCAAUGUCCCAAAAUAACAGUUUCAUAAAUGUGUUAAAAUGCUCUUCACCCUCUUACUAUACCAGAUGUACUGUAUGCUCAGUUUAUAUUGCACCCUGUGCACUCAGACUGAGGAGGCCUAUAAGAGUCAAUAGGUCUCAGUAGUGCUAAUGGUUUUAAAAUGCAACCUGUGUACACGAGUACUUGUGUAAAUGAGGGCUGCAUACUUACUUGGGGAUCAGUUUGUUUUCAGAACUCACAACAAUAACAAAGCAUUUGUACGCAUCACCUUGAGAGCACAUACAGCCGUUAACAUUUUUAUUCAAAUAAGAUUUCAUUUCAAAUGUUUUUAUUUGUAAAAGCACUAUAUUAUGCUAAAUUAUAGAUGGCUUUGUUUAAAAACAAAUAAAAUGUGGAUCUAUGUACCGUU